AUGCCGAUGACUCCGUCCGAUUUGACACACAUCUGUCUCACAGAAGCUUGUUAUUUACCAUUUGAUCAGUUCGAAUUAUUUAUUUCAAAAUUAUGUCCUCGAGUAGAAAUGUUACGUAUUAAUAUACUUGAUGAAAAGAAUUAUCUCGAUGCUGAACGUUGGCAAUGUUUAAUUGUACAGCAUAUGGGUCAUUUAAGGACAUUUGACUUUCAACAUAGAUGCGUGAUAGCAUCGGAUGAUUAUCAAUAUAAUACAUAUCAUGCAAUUAUUGAUAGAUUUUCCUCUCCAUUUUGGCUCGAACAUCAAUGGUAUUUUGCCCAUCAACAUUCCGGUUGUUCAAAGCAUCGUUAUGGCAGAUUUUAUUCAAUUCAACCAUACAGGUAUAAAUACCAUAUGUCGCCAUUUGAAAACGACUACAUAUGUCCAUAUCGAGAUAGUGGACUCAAUAUGGCUCGUCAGGUCAUCAUUGAAAGCUAUCAAUCUCUCAUUCAUUGCUUACUUAGAUUUCCACGUGCAACUAAGUUCACUUUUGAGGAUAGAGAUAACGAAGACAAUUAUUUGCCUAUUACCGAUCUCAAUCGUAUUGUUUCUUUGGCACAUCUUAAUCAAUUAGUUAUUGGCUGGAGAAAUCUGGAAUCUGUUCAGUUGCUUGAACUUCUUCGUCAUGCAUUCAAUGUUCAUUCACUGGAACUCAUUUGGUUCUCCCAUCUACAAAUACCAUCUUUAUCUUCCAAACAAGUUGAUAAUGAUCAUGUGAUAUCUAACAGAAACAAUGUUGUUCAAUUGAUCAUUCGAUCGAAAUCCACUCUGCAACAGCUUCACGUUCUCAUGAGCAUUUUUUCACAUAUCAAGCAUCUUCAAUUAAAUAUAACCUAUAAUGAUUAUCAAUCGAUCAUCAAAUUCUUAUUAUUGGAAAAUCGAAACAACAACCGACAUCUCUUCUCAUUAUGUCUCAACAUUGGAUGUGCAAACUGUGACAUAGUGAAGAAUGUGAAAGCAUUUAUCGAUAAUGAGAACUUACUCGACAACUAUUCGAUUACAUUCUCGAAUGAUGCUGUCUAUUUACGGUGGUAGAAGCUGAUUUAUUCAAUAAUGAAUAUUAUUCUUGACUCAGAGUGAUGUGUUUGUUGGAUUGUAUAAUGCCUAAUACGAAUACAUGAAACGAGUUUUUAUUUUUGAAUCUGAAAAUAUAGGCACGAUCUAAACUUUGCAAAUAUUAUGGAAGAAGUUGAAGAUCACUGAAUAAAUGUAAUUUUUUGAGAUUUAGUUGGGAAUCGAACUGAAAUUCAAAGAUCGAUGAGUAAAGUAAGAGAGAGAAGAGGGCUCAAGUAAAAGUCUAUAUAUGUCUAAUGAUGAUUGCGAAACUAUUGUUUCUAUAUAAAUAUCUCUACUAUUUCCAAGAACUGUUUGAAUUUUCUAGCAAGGUGUACUUUCUAAUUUUUUUAAUUAGAAAUAAAUUAGUCUGUACUGCUAAUAGUUAUCUUAAUGCUGGUUAUUCUUAGAUGCAAUGUACGUCACUUUGUUGUUCAUCUAUUGAAUCUCGUUCUUCAAGGCAAUGAUGUAAUGCACAUGAGCGAAGCCAAAGUACAAACUACUGAUAAAGCUACUAAUCUGUUGUUUUUUCAAAAAUCGUUCAUAUCAAUAAUAAAAAAGCUUUUUUCCAAUGAUUAAAAAAUUGAAAACAUAGCAGUGACUCACUCACAUAAAAGUUGUCAAGUGAUUUUUAUUGAUCUUGUAUUGUCGCACGUAGCUAUUGUCGAAGGAAAAAAGCUUACGUUUAUAUUGUAGUCGAUACUAUCAAAGGGUUUCGAGUUUGUGCCCAGGAUAAGAACCUUUUGUAGCUCCGGUGGAACAUUUUUUGCCGUUUUUAGGGUUCGAUAAUAAUACACCUAUUUUUUUAGAGUGUAGGAGGUCCUCAUCAUCAAAUACUUUUUACAUUCUUAUUUUAGAUUGGAUCAUUGUUUUUCCUAUGUCCAAUGUUCAUGUGAUACCAGGGUUGCCAAAUCUUCUGAUUUGAGCAGGGAACUCCUGAUUUUUUAUCUUUUCUUCUGAUAAGAAAUCUCCUGAUUUCAGGAGCUGAUUUUUAUGAUUUUUUCCUAAUUUCUCCUGAUUUAUAGUUUUGUUUCUAGUUGACUAAAGCAGAAACCAGUGAAUUAGAUAUGAUCUCAUAUAGACUUGCUAGACAUUGUACGUACACCUAACUUACAAAAGCUACUGUAGUUAAAGUACGCUUUUCUCAUUUCUGCUUCAAGUGAAUUUCGUGAAACAGCUUUUAGAGACGUGAGGUAUAAUCGAGCAACCACAGACAUACAAUGAAACAUGAUUUUCUAUCAGCUGAACUGAAAUUUAAAAUGGAAACAUAUCACACUAGCACAUAGUUUUAUGAUUAUUUCCUACGUAAACCUUAUCCAUUGAAACAAUUAUGUUGAUCAAAUAACUAAGUCAUUUUUUAAAAGUACGACGAAUUGCUCAGUAAAAAGCUCUUAUCAUACUUGUUGCUUGAUAUCUUGAUUCAUAUUCAUUAAUGAGUUAAUUUCAUUUUUCAAUAUUGUGCACUUUAAUAAAUGAUUGUGAAAUAACUAUUAAACCUCUCCGCUUAAAAAACUCGAGAUCUUCUAAUAUGCUGCAGCGUACACUCCCUUAAGGCAUCUUUCUAUUAUGAUACACAUUUUCCAUAGGUUUCAAUGCAAGAUAUUUUGACAAAGCUCCCUGAUUUACCAGACUUUUUCGGGGCUAUUCAGAGUUUUUCAGGAUUUCUAGCUUUUGUUUGAUAAAAAAUCUCCUAAAAAUAGACUGUUUUAACUGAAAAGUAUUGACAACUGAUGUAACAAUUUUUAACUGUUACUUAAAAUUAAGUACAUCUUCUAUGACGUCCUUCAUAUCAAAUCCUCCAUUAGUCUUCUAAUAUGAAAAAGUCUUCUGUUAAAGAAGGGGUUUAAUAUAAAAUAUAUCGGAUUAUCACGUUUUUUUUAAUUUUAAUUCAGAUGAAAGGAAAUUUUUCACUAUAAGCUUGAUAUACAAAAGAGAAAAUUGCUUAUGUAAGCAAAAGAUUGAAUUUUCUUUGUGUAAAACUAUGUAGACAGCUCUCAGACAUCAAGUAAAAGUCUCCGGAUUUUUUUCCUGAUUUCUUAAAUUUGAAUUUGGUAAGCCUGUGUGAUACAUACAUAUGCAUAUAUAGUGAAAUGAUGAUGAUGGCUUAUUUUCAAUCGUUACUAAUUGUUCAAUUUUUAAUGUUCAAUUUUAAAAAGAAAAUUAAUUCAACAGAGAAUUGAUUUAAUUGAAAAUGAGAACAGUACAUUGGCUCUGUUGCCACUCUGUGUCCAUGCCAUUAUACUAUAGAAUGUUCAUCGGUUCAUUUUCAUAUAUGUUUUAGAUAAUAUGACUUCUUCGUUAAAUACUAUCUCAUUUCUUCCUUCACAAAGAAAGCCGGCGCUAUUGAUGAACGGGUAUAUAUAUAUAUAAACUGAACAAAACUAUAAGUACAACAAAAUAUUGUCGUUGUGAAGAUCUCAUUGCACUGUUACUCUACAUACAAAUAUAAAUGAUGCUUAUUUAAAAAGUAAUGGUGAUCAUGACUGAUAUUUAUAUUAUCUGAUUUAUAUUAUAAUUUAUUUUCGUAUUUUAUUCCCUUUUUUUUCUGCAUAGAAUAAAACUUUCUAUCAUGAUUACAAAUCAGACUACUAAUAUCCUUGUUUCUCUCUCCUUGCAACAUCUGUUCUCUCGACCGUUAUAUAUCUAUUUUUUGUUCUACAUAUAUUUGCAUUUCAAG
Molecule: messenger RNA, 3769 nt
Organism: Rotaria sp. Silwood1
Lineage: Eukaryota; Metazoa; Rotifera; Eurotatoria; Philodinida; Philodinidae
Source: the annotation of a GenBank genome assembly